Molecule: messenger RNA, 1062 nt
Organism: Daldinia childiae
Lineage: Eukaryota; Fungi; Ascomycota; Sordariomycetes; Xylariales; Hypoxylaceae
Product: Splicing factor 3B subunit 4
Exons: 2
Coding region: 1-1062 (353 amino acids)
Biological process (GO): positive regulation of mRNA splicing, via spliceosome
Cellular component (GO): nucleolus; U12-type spliceosomal complex
Molecular function (GO): RNA binding
Source: RefSeq, a predicted model, not a curated record
AUGUCGGGGGCGAAGCAUUGGGAGCAAGAUAAAGAAGCCACCGUCUAUGUGGGUAAUAUCGACGAACGCGCUACCGAUGCUCUAAUAUGGGAGCUGAUGGUCCAAGCCGGUCCAGUAGUUAACGUACACCUCCCCAAAGAUCGCGUAACACAAUCCCAUCAAGGCUUUGGUUUCGUCGAAUUCAAUGGCGAAGUCGACGCCGACUACGCCGCCAAAAUCAUGAAUGGCAUUCGCUUAUACGGAAAACUACUACGUGUUAAUAAAGCCUCUGCAGACAAACAGAAGCCCCUCGAGAUCGGCGCUGAGCUCUUCAUCGGCAACCUCGACUCCAUGGUCGACGAGAAGGUUCUCUACGACACUUUCGGCAGAUUCGGUACUCUAAUCGCCCCUCCAAAGAUUGCUCGCGACGAUAACGGUUUGAGCAAGGGUUACGGUUUUGUUAGUUAUAGCAGUUUCGAGGCUAGUGACGAUGCUAUCAACAACAUGAACGGUCAAUUCCUCAUGAACAAGGAUAUCAGUGUACAGUACGCGUACAAGAAAGAUGGUAAAGGCGAGCGUCAUGGAGAUGAGGCCGAACGAAUGCUUGCCGCUCAAGCAAAGAAGCACAACGUUACCAUCGAAAGCCAACCCAUGCCUCCGGCACUCCUUCAGAACCAUACUUCAGCUCCUCCACCCGCAGCAGUCGUUCCUCCGCCAGCUAUGGCUACUGGUGGAUUCGACCCUUCCAUGGCCGCCGGCAUCCCCCCUCCCAGACCACCAGUUGGAUUUGCUCCUCCCUCUCAUCGUGGCCCUCCUCCGCCAUUUGGUGUUAAUGGUGCGCCCCCGCCACCAGGGGCUGGAAGACCUAAUGUUCUACCACCCGCUCCGUCAGGACUACCCGCUCGUCCCCCGCCCUCGCAAGCUGGAUAUGGCAGUCCUGCAGACUUCCAUCCCGGCGCAUUCCGGAUGCCUCCUCCGGGCUUUGGCCCCCCCCCUGGCGGCGUACCACCACCACCUCCCGGAUUUGCCUCUGCCCCUGGGUUUAUUCCUACUGAAGGUCAAAAUCCGGGCUACGGCCGAUGA